Molecule: messenger RNA, 2170 nt
Organism: Pararge aegeria (speckled wood butterfly)
Lineage: Eukaryota; Metazoa; Arthropoda; Insecta; Lepidoptera; Nymphalidae
Product: sodium/potassium-transporting ATPase subunit beta-2-like
Exons: 7
Coding region: 2-952 (316 amino acids)
Biological process (GO): potassium ion import across plasma membrane; intracellular potassium ion homeostasis; intracellular sodium ion homeostasis
Cellular component (GO): sodium:potassium-exchanging ATPase complex
Molecular function (GO): ATPase activator activity
Source: RefSeq, a predicted model, not a curated record
GAUGGGUGCGGACAAGCCCAACGGAGUGGCAAACUACUGCCGGAGACCUCCACAGCGACCCUUUCUUCAGAGGAUCCAGUACGCGAUCUGGAAUCCUGAGGAAAGAACCUUCCUUGGGCGCACUGGGAAGAGAUGGGGUGUGAUAGGCCUGAUCUACCUGGUGAUGUACAUCUGCAUCAUCAUCUUCUUCUCUCUCUGCAUGUGCGGUCUGCUCUCCGCUAUGGACGACAGGAUACCGUACUUCACUCUGGCAGACUCGAUUAUUGGGGACAAUCCAGGCAUGGGCCACAGACCGAUUCUGUUUGAAGAGGGCGCAUUGAUAUGGUACAAAGCUGACAACGACACGCGUAUCAAGAAAUACGUCGACAACAUCAACGAGUUUUUAGCGCCAUAUGAGAACAAAACCCUCCUGAAUAAUAAAGGAGUAAACCAGCGAGACUGCGGUGACUCUAAACCACCUCGCAAUGAAGUCUGCUCCUUCAAUAUCUCACAAUUCGGUGAUUGCUCCAAGGAGAGUGGCUACGGAUUCUAUAAUAUCACACCCUGUAUAAUUAUUAAGCUCAAUAGGAUUUUUGACUGGAACCCCGAUUUCUACGACGACCCCGAAACGCUCCCUCCUAAUAUGCCCCCAGACAUAAUAAACUAUAUCAACUCAACUAAAACUUUACAAGAACGCCGCAAAGUAUGGGUCUCAUGCAUGGGAGAAAGGCCAGCUGACGUGGAUGCUCUUGGGCCUCUGAAGUAUUGGCCCUACCCUGGUCUUCCAGAAGUUUACUUUCCGUACGACAACACGCCGGGUUACUUGAGCCCUCUAGUCGCUGUACAGCUGCUGAAACCGAAAUUAAACCAGAUCAUUAACAUCCGCUGCCGGGCGUGGGCCAAGAACAUCAAAUACACAGAGAGUCUAAAAGAGCGCCUCGGAUCUACGCAUCUUGAGAUAAUGAUCGACUGAAAGUUCGAGUACAUAUCCUUAUUAGAUAUAUAAGCUAAUUCUUUCGUACACAAAUCUCAAACUGUGUUGAUAGUUGAUAAGUUAGAUCUUUCGUAAACUGUGUUGAUAGGUGACACAGUAGUUACUGGAGUCGAAAGCGCAAAUCAUCUUCUUGAUUUAUUUGAUUAGUAUACCUUUCGCACUUGCUUUAUUCAUCGGUGACCAGUAGCAUCAGCAGAUGGACAUGCCAUAAUUAAAAUGGCCUAAUAUCGUUCCAGUUUACGACAUACCUUCUUCAUAAAAUAAUAAAGACCUCGGGCUCACUCGAACUUUUAUAGACAUGAUAACGAGUGGUAUUUUAGGUUUCCAUAAAUAAAGAUAGCACUGCUUAUGGACCUGUUGAUUUAGUUCGAUUUAAGAGAUUUGCGAACUGCUUGAAUAGCAUUAUUAAUGCAUAAUUGUAUGUCACUUAUGUAAUUAAUUUAGAGUCUAUUGAAGUGUGUAGGAUAUUUAGUGUGGAAUAAAAAGGGAUUAAAUAAACAGUUGGUUUGGAAGCUGGGCUUGAUAGUAGAGAAAAUAUGGGAUUAAUAUUUGGCUAAUUUAAAGAAAUAGUAUGUAAUAUGAAGGGCAACAAGCUUGUAAGUUUGGAAAAUAUUCUUAUCGGAUUUUGAGAAAAGUUGAAUCCUAAUAUAUUUAAUAAGAUAUACGAUCAUUGAGUGUAUUGCAAUUUUUUUAUUCAUUGAGUGUAUAAUAUGUUAUUGCUUAGGAUUAAAAUUAUUUGAAUUUAUAAUGAAAGUAUGGCGUUGGCUGUAGCAGAAGAUAAUUCAUUUUGAGGAUCUACUUGAGAAGUACGUGCCUUAAAUUUUGUGCCUUAAGAGACAAAUAAAGAACCAGAUGAAAAAUCACCCAGAAUUCCAGUUCAAAGUUUUUUUAACUUUACAAAUAUUGAAAUUGUCAAUACGUUUAAAUGAUAGCAAAAUAGAUGUAAUAAUUUGGGAUCAGUGUCAUAGUAGUCGUAAUAUUACACGCGAAAUAUAGGAUUAGCUUUUUAAUAACAUAAAAGUAGAUUCAUGUGUAUUUCAGCGCAAGAAGGUAGUAGGUACUAUUUAAAAUUAUACGUAAUUUAUAUGCAAUAUUGGGACUAGCCAAUUGACUAGAAAAUUGCAAUAUUGAGAAGCGAUCGUAGCCCAGUGGGUAGGAGCUAGACUUCACUUUCGCGGGGCCAAGUUCGAAUCCCAG